UAGGUUGCACACUGUUUUCAGUAUGUUCAAGAAGAUUUCAUUCUCUAAUUGAUUAUUGCGCUGAAUUGCUAAAGAGUGUUGGAGUUCUGAGGCCAUUGAUGUUUGCUUUUUCAAACCUGGAUUCAUUGAAAUCGUGGAUUCGAGGUUCUAGACGUCGAAAAUCGAAAUAAGACUUAAGUUUCAUGUUGAAGAAACUUUUUAGUUUCCGAAAUGGAUUCAUGGCUUGUUGCAGCAGCAGCAACCGCUGGGUGUUUUGCUGAAUAUUGGCGAAAUCACCGUAGGUAUAGGACUAGUUAUCCUGAAUUUAGAACCCGAAAGGCUGAAACCGGGAGCGGUCCCUUCUGUGGAUCAGCUCCGAGAAGCAAACUCCGGGUUGAUGUUUAUUCAAACGGGAGAGAGGUUUCAGCUGCCGAAGUGGAUUCUGCUAGAGGAUUCGAUAGCGAUUUGGUGGGAAGCUUGGGACAUUGCGUAGAUUGUGAUUCAAUUUCUCAAUCCAGUUUAGCAUCCAGAUUCUCGAAUGAUCCAAACCUAAGAGAAGAUCAAUGUAGAAAGGGAACUAGAAUGGACAUUUUUAGUGAUCCUCCUAGGAAAAGCAGCUUACUUGAAACUAGAUAUUCAUAUGGACAUUUACUUAAACCUUUAAGUUCCUUAGAUAGUUCCAUGAUGGCUGAACUAUAUAUGCAACAUGUUGAAAUGGAAGAGUACGUAUGUACUUCUAUUCCAUCGCCAUCAACUGCUAUAUCGAGACCAUUGAUCGUAACCUAUGGAAACCGAAUAAUCAGCGGAGAAAGUGGCGGUUUAUUGAGUGGGUCGAAUGGAACUAUGAAUAGUAAGAUGCACAAUCAAGCCACUUCCGAAAAGAGUGGAUAUGUGUAUGGAAUCCCUCCGUUGCCAAAAAUCAAGUCGUUGGAUCCCCCCAAGAGGUUGAAAUUUAAGAGAGGAAACUGGUGCAAUGGAGAACAAAGUGUUCCAUGCGAAAUGGAUGACGAAAAUCAGUCCGAUUCACAACAGGGAGCUGACGAUGGAGUAGUUCUGUUAUGUCUUGGGAUUUCUAUUGGUAUAAUGUCUUCUUACAUUGUGAAUCAAAGGGAAGUGUCGAAAUUGAGAGGGUUAUUAAAGCAUACUGAGAAUGUAGUUCAAGAUCUUCGAGAUGAGUUUGAUAUGAAAAAUUCAUUGACAGUGCAUGAGAUAGCUGAUGAGAAGAAUGAAUCACAGGAGACAUAUUACAAUUUGAUUCAUGACAGAGCAACGAGUUCGUCUUCCAUUGAACAGAAUUUGGAUAAUUUGAAACGAUGUUAUGGUAGAGCAUGAUAUUAUGAUAGGGUAGAGGGAAGUAAUUCGGAGUCAAUGAGUUGAAUUGAAGCUGAGCUUGAAGCUGAACUCGAGAGGAUGGGUCUAGACAUGAA
Molecule: messenger RNA, 1406 nt
Organism: Hibiscus syriacus
Lineage: Eukaryota; Viridiplantae; Streptophyta; Magnoliopsida; Malvales; Malvaceae
Exons: 2
Coding region: 211-1311 (366 amino acids)
Biological process (GO): asymmetric cell division
Source: RefSeq, a predicted model, not a curated record